UUCCCCGCUUCGAAAUUCCAGUACUCCAAUCUCGCCGUCGAAAACCACGAGCACAGCACGGCACGGCGGCGAUCGAUCCAUGGAGAAGAAGGAGCUUCUCGGCGUCCGCAGGAGCCCGCCGCUCACGAAGAGGCGGCGCAAGGUGACGGCUGGUGGCGGCGGCGGUGGGACUAGCAUGGCGAAGGCCAUUGCCGCCUACCUCGCCUCCGACUCCUUCAUGUACGCGCCGCUGGUAUCGAACUCGCCGCCGCCGCCGCCCUCGGCAGCGCCUGCCUCGACGCCUGCGGGAGCAGGUUCUUCCGAUAAAGCGUUAACUUUGGUGCAAAAAUACAGAGGCUCCUGGCGAGGUACCUUUACUGCAUGCUAGAAGAAUUUGAGGAAAAGUUGGAGGUGUUCCUGGAGUUGUAGUCUUAUAUAGUUAUAUUGCUAGUUUUAGUUGUUUUUAUUCUGUUGUAAUGCAUAGAUGUUGUAUCUUAACAAUUAACUGUCUUCUAGAGUUCCUCUCCCCUGUAGAAGGCUAACUAUGUUAAUGUGGGGAACUCGUUUAACUA
Molecule: messenger RNA, 551 nt
Organism: Oryza brachyantha (malo sina)
Lineage: Eukaryota; Viridiplantae; Streptophyta; Magnoliopsida; Poales; Poaceae
Exons: 2
Coding region: 80-367 (95 amino acids)
Source: RefSeq, a predicted model, not a curated record